Molecule: messenger RNA, 1875 nt
Organism: Penicillium psychrosexuale
Lineage: Eukaryota; Fungi; Ascomycota; Eurotiomycetes; Eurotiales; Aspergillaceae
Exons: 3
Coding region: 1-1875 (624 amino acids)
Biological process (GO): chromatin remodeling
Source: RefSeq, a predicted model, not a curated record
AUGGAUGACCCGGCCACACGCAUCCCGGGGCAGCUGCUCCCCCACAUGCACCUGGUUUCGCGCAACCGAUACCCUAGCAUGCACAUGAUGCCAUCCGAGACCGCCGUCGAGUAUUUGACGAGUGCACCCCGGAUCUGCCAAUCCCAGCCAAUGCAUUGGACAUUCCUCGAUGGUCCCCCGGAUGGGACUGUUAUGCUUACAUGGCAGCCACAAAACCAUCUAGGCAAUAAUUUUGCUAGUGAUGGCUAUGUCUGGGCCGACCAGGAACAGGCCUUUACCUUUGAAUCUCGCGGCUAUACCGUCGAGAUGUACCUUCACCGAAGUGGUUUCCACCCUCCCAAUGAGCCCGUGGCAACACAUUGCCGCAAGCGCUACCGUAUCACCUCGUCCAAAGUACCAAACGCUCCCCAGCCCGACCCAUCCCUGUGGAUUGUGCACUACACCCGUGCGGCGCCUCAGGACCAUGCCCCCGCAAAUCGCAUUCAAGUUACACCCCAGGUCCAGGGCAUGAUGGGCCAGCGCCGUUUCCUCCAGAGCCAAGGACAAUUGGCCCGCAAGGACUUUUUGCUUCAUGAUCGCAACAGUUGGCCGGUUAUCAACUUCCCGCAGAUGGCUCCCCAGAACUUUGGGCAACCCGGUGCUUACCCAGCCGCUGUGCCUCGUGGACCUGGUUUCUAUGCCCCCCAGGGUCAUCCAGGUGCAGUUCCGCCGAAUGUGCCCGUAGCCAAAGGACCGCGCGGGCACCGUGCGCCGUCGGCUGCCCUCGCUUCUACAACAGCCGAUUUUGCUGUUGAAGAUGAGGACGUCUCCAGUGGUGACGCUAUGGAUCUUUUGACGCCCCGCGAUGUCAGCAAGAUGCGAUACCAGCAGCAUCACGAGUGGAUGGAGGAAAUCUUCGCGUCACCAUACAGUAUCUCACAAAUCACACCGGUUUCUUUGGGUCUAGGCCGAAAGGGAGAGCUCGAGUCUCUGACUGCGGGCUUCUUCGAUGCUCCGGUCGGAACCUCUGGCGGAGACGGCCAGGAGGCGGGCGACGCCCCGCAGGCUAACAAGAUGGAGCCGGCUAAGGCAGAGGAGUUCGCCGAGCGGGUUUCUAAAAAGGUAGCGAACAUGACCGCCGAGAUCGAAAACUUGAAGAAACAGCAUGCUCGCCGGAUGCAACGUUUCAACCGAACCUCAUUGCUCAAGGAUGCCGAGUUGCGCCUCCGAGAGUCUGCUGCUGACCCAACUGAAACGGGCCCAGAGAUUUGGAGACUGGAGGGCCGAGUGGUCAUUCCAACAGAGGACGAAACCCCUCAAUUGGAUUACAUUGAAGAUAAAGCCAAGUACAGGGUUGAUGAGGUAAUCCGGGAAGUUGAGACUUCCUGGAAUAAGCAAAUCGUCGCGGAGCCCAAGGUAUCCUGUGUCGAGAAGGGUGGUUUAUUGGAGAAGAUUGAACCCGAACACAAAGACGAGCCUGACUCAUUUACAAAUGAUAUGGUCAUGGACGAUGAUUCUUCCCACCUACUCAACCAAUUUGGCAGCCCGGGCGUUGGUGUAGGCGCAGUCUCAGGCGUUUCUGUCAAUGGACAACCAAUCCACGGCGCUGAUAUGUCCGGUGAUGUUGACAUGGAUUUGGGCGACCAGCUCCACGCUGGUACUAAUGGCCAGGCUAACGACUGGGUAAUGGUGAGCAAUGACAGCAAAGACCAUGGCCCAGUCGGUGGAGACUUCGACUUUACCAACAUCGACAGUGCCGGAGAUGCGUUGGCAGCUUACAGCGAGCAGAACGAUGGGCUUGACUUGCCAGACCUGGAGAAUUCGGCGUUCGGCGACGCGUUCCAUGCAUCUGACAAUGAACAUUCGCACAACCCCGAUGCGGACGACAUUUCCUAG